Messenger RNA from Polistes dominula (European paper wasp), 4513 nucleotides. RefSeq names its product sodium potassium chloride cotransporter (gene NKCC). The record is from RefSeq and is a predicted model, not a curated record. Lineage: Eukaryota; Metazoa; Arthropoda; Insecta; Hymenoptera; Vespidae. Gene Ontology annotation, biological process: sodium ion transmembrane transport; potassium ion homeostasis; cell volume homeostasis. Gene Ontology annotation, cellular component: membrane. Gene Ontology annotation, molecular function: sodium:potassium:chloride symporter activity.
GCGUUCCAACUUUGCGCGCAGUGUAUUCGCUGUGUUAAACGUCUUUAGACAUACCUUUUUUUGUGCUCUCCAUUUUCGUCAUUCGUUAGUAGUCAUCUUUUUUUCUUUCCUCUUGUUUUAUUUUAAUUUCUUCUUCUUCUUUUUUUUUCAAUUUAAUCGUGAUGUACACGUCUAUAUAGUUUCUAUCAGUUUAUACGUGUUACAUGUGUAUUUAUUGUUUAUCUAUUUAUUUUUUACACUCUUUUUCUUACUUUCACCUAAUCCUUCCGCUUUUUGGAUUCUAUUUAUUUACUUUAAUUUCUCAAGCAAUUCUGACAAUCUUUAAACAUACAUCUCCUGUUUUAUAAUAAUUCGCUGUUAUUGUGUAUCAGAAAGAAACGAAAUGGAGAGCCGACUUCAAAAUAAAAAUGUCAAGGACGAGAUGAUUGGAGGAACACAGCAAAAUGAAAAUAAUAAAAGAUCUCCAAUGACGUUAAAUGUGAGCGGAUUGUGGGAUGUUGUUCCUCGUAUGGACCAUUACAGAUUAAGUCGUCGUGCGAAGAGGCCAUCUUUGUGUACUUUGCACGAGGGAAAUUUGAUAAAGGAUACAAAUGUUGAAGCAGGACAAACUGGGACAACAUCGCAAGUUUAUACUGGUGGAAUUAAAUUAGGAUGGAUCCAAGGAGUUUUAAUACCAUGUCUUUUAAAUAUAUGGGGUGUUAUGCUUUUCCUAAGACUCUCAUGGGUUGUAGCACAAGCUGGAAUAUUACAGAGUACGAUCAUUAUAGGAAUAUCAGCUGCGGUGUGUGUUAUUACAACAUUAAGCUUAAGUGCAAUUAGCACUAAUGGCGAAGUAAAGGGAGGUGGCAUAUAUUUUAUCAUCUCUCGAUCACUCGGACCUGAGUUUGGUGCAUCUGUUGGAAUAGUCUUUGCAUUUGCGAAUGCAGUUGCAGCAUCCAUGAACACUAUUGGUUUCUGUGAUUCCAUGAAUGAUUUACUCAGAGAACAUAAUCUUAAAAUUAUAGAUAAUGGAGUACAAGAUGUUAGAAUUAUUGGUACUAUUGCUCUUAUAGUGAUGAUAUUGAUUUGUGCUAUUGGCAUGGAAUGGGAAUCAAAGGCUCAGAACUUUCUUAUUGCAGUCAUCAUAGCUGCUAUUUUUGAUUUUUUAAUUGGUACUAUCAUUGGCCCAAAAAAUGAAGAACAAAUCUCUCACGGAUUCAUUGGCUUUUCGUGGGAAGUUUUUAAAAGCAACUGGGGCUCGGAUUAUCGAUUUUCUGAGAACAACAAUCAAACAUUUUUUUCAGUUUUCGCAAUAUUUUUUCCUUCGGUAACUGGUAUCCAAGCUGGUGCAAAUAUUUCGGGAGAUUUGAAAAAUCCAGGAAAAAGUAUACCCAUUGGAACACUCUUAGCUCUCUUAAUAUCCAUGAUAAGUUAUGUCACUUUUGUGUAUUUUGCUGGUGGAGCAGCUUUGAGAGAUGCAAGUGGUAUCAUUGGAUUGAAUGGUACUCUUGAGUGUAUAUCUCAAAAUAAUUGUUUAUAUGGACUUCAUAACAGUUAUUCGGUCAUGCAAUUGAUGUCACUUUGGGGACCGCUCAUUUAUGCUGGUUGUUUUGCUGCAACACUUUCAACGGCCUUAACUAAUUUAUUAUCAGUACCAAGAUUAAUCCAAGCAUUAGGUCAAGAUAGAAUAUAUCCUGGAUUAAUAUUUUUUAGUAAAGGAUAUGGAAAAUCUGGUGAACCAUACAGAGGAUAUGCACUUACGUUUGUUGUUGCGUUUGUAUUCCUUAUGAUAGCCAAUCUUAAUGUAGUUGCACCAUUAAUAUCAAAUUUUUAUUUAGCUUCCUAUGCUCUUAUUAAUUUCUGCGCAUUUCAUGCUGCACUCAUACGACCACUAGGUUGGCGACCUACUUUUAAGUAUUACAACACUUGGUUAUCUCUAUUUGGCUUCAUUGUUUGUGUAAGCAUUAUGUAUUUCAUCGACUGGAUAACUUCACUAGUAACAUUUGUUAUUAUCUUUGCAUUAUAUCUGAUAGUUGUAUAUCGUAAACCAGAUGUUAAUUGGGGUAGCAGUACUCAAGCGCAAACUUAUAAAACUGCAUUAUCUAUUGUAUAUAGACUGAAUUCUAUAGAUGAACAUGUGAAAAAUUAUGCUCCACAAAUUUUGGCUCUUACUGGACAUCCUGGUACAAGGCCAGCUCUUUUAUACUUGGCAAAUCUUAUCACAAAAAAUAAUUCCUUGUUAAUCUCUGGGGAGAUAUGUCAAACUCGUUUGUCUUAUCGAUUACGAUCAGUACAUUUAAGAAAUGGAUAUGCUUGGUUGCAAAGACAUAGAAUCAAAUCUUUUUACCAUGUUGUAGAAGAUUUAAAUUUAGAAAGAGGUGCAUCGGCAUUGAUGCAAGCUACAGGAGUAGGAAAAUUAUCUCCAAAUGUUGUCUUAAUGGGUUAUAAAACUCAUUGGUCAACUUGUAAUCAUAAAGAUCUUCAAGAAUACUUCAACGUACUUCAUAAUGCAUUCGAUCACAAAUUGGCUGUUACAAUUCUACGUAUUGAAGAUGGUUUAGAUUGUUCUGAAGUAACUUCUACUGUAGUAGACGAAGAACAUGGAACUCUAGCACAAAGUAGUUAUGAUUUAACUGGUUCUACGUUGAUGCAUGCUGAUAGUGAUCUCUCUAUGAGUAGUCAAAUACCAAGAGUACAAAGUGUACCAACUAUAGGAACACAAUUUAAUUCAGUUGAGGGACCAAAUGUAAUUAAAGAAUCUCCCACUCAUUGGAGUGCACGUGAUCACAUCAAGCAAAAGAAAAAACAAGCUACUGAUAAGUUACUCUCUGAAAAACGAAACGGAAUGCCAGUGCUACCAGAACAUAUGACAAUUUUCCAAAAAAAACAUAAGAAAGGUAUAAUUGAUGUAUGGUGGCUUUACGAUGAUGGAGGUCUAACAAUUCUUUUGCCAUAUAUCAUUAGUACUCGUACUAAUUGGGAACAUUGUAAAAUGAGAAUCUUUGCUUUGGCUAAUCACAAACAAGAUAUUGAGGCUCAAGAAAAGGAAAUGGCUGAAAUAAUGGCUAAAUUUCGAAUAAAAUAUACUAGUUUAAAAAUGGUAGAUGACAUCAGUAUUUCUCCUCGACAGGAUACUCAAGAUUUCUUUGACAAACUUAUAUCUGAUUUUCGAAGAAAUGAUGCUUCUGAUAAUUCAGAGUGCUGUGUCACUGACCUUGAAUUACACACAUUACGUGACAAAACUAAUCGACAAUUAAGACUACGAGAAUUACUAUUGGAAAAUUCAAGUCAGUCGACACUGGUAGUAAUGUCAUUACCAAUGCCAAGAAAAGGGGCAGUAUCAGCACCAUUAUAUAUGGCGUGGUUAGAAGCGCUAACUCGUGACAUGCCACCAACGCUAUUAAUAAGAGGAAAUCACACUUCGGUAUUGACAUUUUAUUCGUAGUCUAUAAAUGAUCAAUUAGGUUUAUUGAUAUUAGUAUUAUUAAUUGCUUAACCUGUAUGAUGUUUAGAAAAGAACUUUUUAGCUAACAUCAUAUCUGACAUAAGUAGACAGUAUUUUCUAAGACAUUAAUGCCAAAUCUCUCUCUUGACAAUGUGUGUCUUACACAUCUCUUUUUAUCUCUUCUCUUUUUUAUAUAUUACUAUGUACUUAUUAUUAUUAUUAUUAUUAUUAUUAUUAUUAUUAUUAUUAUUAUAAUUUAUCUUAUACAAAAAGAAAAAUUGAACUUUGAAAGAAGGUAAAUUAUACGAAAGUACAAUUUUUAAAUAGAUAAUGUAAUUAUAAAUUAUAUAAUAACAGUUUACGUACCGAAGGGUUUUCAAAAAACACGAUUGAAAGAAGCUGAACAGCGUGAUACUGCUUCGUCAAUUAAAUGUCACAAAUGCCGAAGGUCACAAUUGCGUACCUUUAAUUAAUGGUCGACAAUGGUAAAAGCGUGCCGUCAGUUGUCUUUAUCGACGAAAUGCGCUGACUUUUUUGACAAGAAAUUUGAGGAGCGCAAAAGUGGCUCAUGUGGUACUUAAACAGAUCAAUUAAUUAUUAUAUAAUUUAUAAUCGACGACAAAUAUUAAUUAACGACAAUAUCGAUCAUAAAUAGUAGAUAGAUAUUUGCAGUACAAUAAAAUACUUGUACUUAAUUGGCUUAACAUAGUUGGAAUUUAGAGUACCGCGUUAAAAAUGUAUUAUCAAUGCAUGUAUUUCAUGCAUAUCGUUCUAUAACAAAUUUUUCUAUUAGUAUUUAUAUAGUAUUUAUGUACGAUAAUGGCCAUUUACACUUCUAUAGUCAUUAUAUAGUUGUACGAACUUUGAAAAUUUCGUAUAAAAAAGAAAAAGAAAAGAAGAUACUUUUAUUCUCUCAAUAUUUUCAUUAUUUUUAUUAUGAUAAGCAUAUAAAUAAGUUACUUUUUUCAAAAAAUUUAGUUACCAUUGUACUAAUCCCAUUUUGUUCCUUAAACACUCUAUGGUAUAAAAUGUACAGAAUAUUUUAUCGGCAGUCUUAUUAUUUAUAACGCUUGCAUAUAUAAGAUAUCA